UCCACCAGCCGCUCCUAACCCUAGCGCCGCCACCGCCGCCGCCGCAGCCUCGGAGCGAUGGUGUCAGGCUCCGGCUUGAGCGCAAAGCGCAUCGUGGUGGACGCGCGCCACCACAUGCUGGGCCGCCUCUCCUCGAUCAUCGCGAAGGAGCUGCUCAAUGGGCAGAAGGUGGUCGUCGUCCGCUGCGAGGAGAUCUGCAUGUCCGGCGGCCUCGUCCGCCAGAAGAUGAAGUACCUCCGUUUCCUCCGCAAGCGGAUGAACACCAAGCCGUCGCACGGGCCCAUCCACUUCCGCGCCCCCUCCAAGAUCCUCUGGCGUACCAUCCGCGGGAUGAUUCCGCACAAGACCAAGAGGGGAGAGGCGGCGCUGGCGAGGCUCAAGACGUACGAGGGCGUCCCGCCGCCGUACGACAAGACGAAGCGCGUGGUCAUCCCUGAUGCUCUUAAGGUUCUGAGGCUGCAGCCUGGGCACAAGUACUGCCUCCUCGGUGAGCUCUCUAAGGAGGUCGGAUGGAACUACCAUGACACCAUCAGGGAACUUGAGGAGAAGAGGAAAGAGAAGGCCAAGGUUGCCUAUGAGAGGAGGAAGCAACUGGCUAAGCUGCGCGUCAAGGCUGAGAAGACAGCCGAGGAGAAGCUGGGAUCUCAACUGGAGAUUCUUGCCCCGAUCAAGUAUUGAGAAGCUGUGCUUUUGUGCGGUAUCAGUUUUGUGGAACAUCUGGCCCUUGUUUAAAGUAGUUUUGUAAUAGUUUGUGACAGCUUCAGUGGUAAACUGUUAUCCUUCUGUGACUUUUGGUUAAUCAGAUGUAUCGGUUCACAUUUGAGAGAUUUCAGAUCUCAUGUCUUGACUGUUGAUCUCUAUAUAUGCUUAGGUUGAACUGUUAUUCACAGUUCAAACUUAUACAACAUCUUACACGAUUAUUGAGAAGAAUGGAUUAUGUAGUUUUUA
This is a messenger RNA of Sorghum bicolor (sorghum), 948 nucleotides long. Its product is annotated as 60S ribosomal protein L13a-4. Gene Ontology annotation, biological process: negative regulation of translation; translation. Bases 58 to 678 code for a protein of 206 amino acids. The transcript is spliced from 4 exons. Gene Ontology annotation, cellular component: ribosome; cytosolic large ribosomal subunit. NCBI's taxonomy places the organism in Eukaryota, Viridiplantae, Streptophyta, Magnoliopsida, Poales, Poaceae. Gene Ontology annotation, molecular function: mRNA binding; structural constituent of ribosome. The record is from RefSeq and is a predicted model, not a curated record.